Molecule: messenger RNA, 2222 nt
Organism: Erigeron canadensis
Lineage: Eukaryota; Viridiplantae; Streptophyta; Magnoliopsida; Asterales; Asteraceae
Product: sorting and assembly machinery component 50 homolog B-like
Exons: 4
Coding region: 165-1739 (524 amino acids)
Biological process (GO): protein insertion into mitochondrial outer membrane
Cellular component (GO): outer membrane; SAM complex
Source: RefSeq, a predicted model, not a curated record
AGGUUACAUCCAAAAUGAAAGGUGAUUUGAGUUUAGUUUCAAUUAUCUUCACUAUGUAACUUACCCAAAGUAAACUUUUCUACUAGACUACUACUGUUUCGGUUAUUUCAUUCACCAUAAACUUCAGUUCAAAUCUAUCACACAUACACACACCAAACUCAACAAUGGCGAAAGAAGACGAUCCUCUUUCAGAAAUAUUCGAAGACGAAGAUAACGAACAAGAAGAAUCAAAUGAAUCCGACGACGACGAAGGUGACGACGACGACGACGACGACGACGAAGAUUUCGAACCAUUACUUACACCUGAAUCUAUAACUAGAUCCGAAAGAGCUAAAAUGGAAUCAAUUUUCAACAAAAUCUCAUCCCCAGAAACACUUGUUCCGUUACGAGUACACAAAAUAUCAAUCAAAGGAAACACUAAAACAAGAGAGUCAGUUAUCAUUUCCGAAAUUCAAGCCCUAAAAACCGCUACAUCAGUUCAAGAGCUAAUUCAAUCUGCUACAAUAGCGAAUAUGAGGCUUCAGAAGUUAGAUAUAUUUGAUUCUGUAUCUAUUACUUUUGAUUCUGGACCUCCUGGUACUACUAAUGUGGUUAUUCAUGUUGUUGAGGCUAACAAGCCCCUUACCGGCGAUAUCGGCGUUUUUACUAAACCAGAGGCUAGAUCUUGGUCAAUUGAGGGAUCACUCAAGCUUAAAAACUUACUUGGUUAUGCUGAUCUUUGGGAUGCUUCUUUAUCUUAUGGAUGGGACCAAGCAUCAGAAGUUAGCGCUGGUGUAUCUUUGCCAAGAUUCAUGAGGUUAUUCACUCCUGUAAUGGCCCGUGUAUCCCUGAUUUCUCAAGAUUGGUUGAAGUUCACCUCAUACAAAGAGCAAGCACUGGGCCUAUCUUUGGGCCUACUAUCAACCAAGAACCAUGACCUGGCAUAUAAUCUCUCUUGGCGCAGCUUGACCGACCCAUCACAAAUGGCUUCCAAGUCGAUAAGGAGGCAGCUUGGACAUGGUUUAUUAUCGCAUUUGAAGUAUACAUUUAAGAUUGAUAAGAGAAACUCGCCGCUAAGACCAACUAGAGGAUUUGCUUUUGUUUCUGCUUCUCAACUUGGUGGCAUUUUUCCUGAUUAUCGAAGCUUGCGUUUUAUCCGCCAGGAAUUCGAUCUUCGCUACGCUUUACCCUUGGGUUUUGCACGUUCUGCUCUGAACUUUGGAGUUGCUGGUGGUGUUAUUUUUCCAUGGGGAAGUGAGUUUGUGAAUGCACCAACUUCUAUACAUGAUCGGUUCUUCUUGGGUGGGAAUACUUCUCCAGUUUGCUCACUGGGGGGACCCACGUCAUUAUUGGGCUUUAAGAUUAGAGGAUUAGGCCCAAGUGAACUCAAGAGGGAAGUUAAAACAAACUCUGAAGAUAAAAAUUCUAAUACUUCUGAAAGGGAUUUUCUGGGUGGAGACCUUGCUGUUACAGCCUUUGCAGACCUUUCUUUUGAUCUCCCGUUGAAGGUGUUGAGAGAUUCUAAUAUUCAUGCCCAUGCAUUUGCUUGUGCUGGGAGUCUAACCAAGUUAACCGAGAAUUCAUUUCGAGAAUUUUCUUUCCAGAAGUACCGAGAUUCAUUUCGUAGUUCUGCAGGAUUUGGACUUAUCAUACCAACUAGAUUGUUUCGGAUGGAGAUCAACUACUGCUACAUACUAAAACAACAUGAACAUGAUCGAGCCAAGACCGGUGUACAGUUUAGCUUUUCUUCACCGCUAUAAAACUGCUGUUCAAUCGGGAACCCAUCGGUGUCAAGUUGAUUACAAGCCAUCUUAUUAUGCAUGUAAGACAAUACUCAUGGUAUGCAAACAUCACAAGCUCUAGACAGCUCAAGGUUUAUCGUAACUUUCAAACCUUAUGAUAGAUUCAUGAUGCGCCAAAGUACAGAAAUAAUUUCUAGAUUUGAGUUGUAUAACAUGCUGCUUGGCUAGAAGAGAGGCUGAAAUCUCCCAAUCAUAACCACAUGAUGGAUGUUUUGACUGCUGUUUUUAUGUUAAAUGGUAGAGCAACUGAAUCAUGCCACUGUUGUUUUUCCCCUCUGGGGUUCCUGGCUCAAGUUUUCAUUGUUUUUGCUUCUAUUUCUUUGUAAUAUCUGGUCUAUUGUUUAACAACAUUUUGGGAGUUUUUGUGGUUGUCUUAUCAAAUGUUGUACAUGAUACAUCAGGAAUGAUAUGUGAUGUUUGGUGUCAUCGAUUUUCGACAAA